AUGUUCUGUUUUCAGCUGCCAUACCCGGCACGUGGCGGCGAAAUAUCCAACGCAGAACUCCAUGACAUUUUCGAGCAGCGCAUUGACUACGGCGGUGUCCAAGCGCGUACCGCUGAUGAGGGCCACAUUAAGCAGAUGCACAUUCCCCUUUGCUCGUCGGUAUCGCAGAUUCAGCUGUUUCACAACGUCGUCUUCCGCGUCCUUACUUUCAUUCUCGAUCAGCGUAGAAAUCAGGUUGUUCAACCCGGCCGAAAUGGGUGUGGACUCGUGGCCGAGGACGCUCACUGCCUUCAUCACCGUCAUGAUUUGCCUUCCGGUAGCCGUCCUGCCCUCUUUCCCGAAACCUUCACAAACUAG
This is a messenger RNA of Babesia ovata, 357 nucleotides long. Its product is annotated as -substrate-specific enzyme activase, putative. The coding region runs from base 1 to 357 and encodes 118 amino acids. The record is from RefSeq and is a predicted model, not a curated record. The transcript has a single exon. Lineage: Eukaryota; Apicomplexa; Aconoidasida; Piroplasmida; Babesiidae.